This is a messenger RNA of Ahaetulla prasina, 6300 nucleotides long. RefSeq names its product transcriptional regulating factor 1 (gene TRERF1). The coding region runs from base 844 to 4401 and encodes 1185 amino acids. Lineage: Eukaryota; Metazoa; Chordata; Lepidosauria; Squamata; Colubridae. Gene Ontology annotation, biological process: regulation of transcription by RNA polymerase II; negative regulation of DNA-templated transcription. The record is from RefSeq and is a predicted model, not a curated record. Gene Ontology annotation, molecular function: transcription corepressor activity. Gene Ontology annotation, cellular component: histone deacetylase complex; transcription regulator complex. The transcript has 17 exons.
CUGCACCUCAGGCCUUCCCCUCCAUCUUAAAUGCAAUCCUUGGCCAUGAAAAGCUUGCUCAUGUUUGAUACAAAUUAUAAAAGGUCUGACUUUUCUUGGCCAUUUCUGAAUGCAGACAUUUGGUAGCUAAGACAAUGGUUGAGAGAAGAGUGGUAGGUAGCACUGUUGAAACUGCAUUCUGGAUAAGAGUGAAGCUAGAAAAGGAUGCUUCAGAGAGCUUCAUGUGAGUUAUUUAAUAGUAACUCUCUUAACUUAGAAGAAGAAAGGGAUAUAAGGCUAUAUUAUAAUUUGUACAGCUAGUCUUUGACUUACAACAGUUCGUUUAGUUACCGUUCGAAGCAGUGGUGGGUUGCCCACGGUUUCUAUAGAACCGGUAGUAAAACUGGAGGGAGGCUCCACCCACCGACCCCGACAUCAUCAGGGAGCUUCUGCGCAUGCACGAGUGAAGCACACGCGGCCCUCUUGUAAAGGAAAUUGAUCCACUGUUUCUUGAAGUUUGCCCUCAAGAUUUUGGGCCUUGACUCCAUGGGAUUAUAAAGAAGUCUGCAUUGGGGCUAUGAUUUGUGAAUAACCAAGCCCUCCAUUAGCAUAGGCUGCAUGCAGUUAAAGCGAUUUAAACUUCCAGAAACAAAGGUGACUAAAGCCCAACAAAUAUCUUGGUUUCAGUAAAGGCUUUUUUUCAGGCUGAAGUAGAAUUCACCAUCCAUAAAAAAAAUUCAGUUCUCCAGAACAAGUGGUCAAAAGAAUAAAAUCGGUUUGCAAUGUUUUAUUUUUAAGUUCUCUCAGGACUACAGUAUUUGAUUGUGUUUUAAAUGGUUCUUGCUGAGAGAAAAAGUGCUGAAAAUGGGGGAUCAGCAGACGUAUAAAACAAACCACAUAGUUAAUAAUAGCGAAAAUGUAUAUUACCAGCAGCAGCACUUGAGUCCUCUGGCAUCUGCAAACCACAACUAUGGAACUUCAGCCAUGCAUACGUCUCCAGAGUCUCCCCUCUCUCCCUCAUUCCCUCAUGAUGCCAGGGAAAACAUAUCUUUGAAUGUUGGGCCUAAAGCCCUUGGGCUAAUGGAUUCUCCCAGGCAAGCAGACUGGGCCCAUUUGGCAUCUGGAAACCAUCUCCCAGUAAGAAACAGUCAGCAUGUCAUGUGGAACCCAAUGGCUCAGAGUGAACCGGUUGAUGGCUUUGACCAUCUCUGUUCCCAGAGCAAUGACCUCAGAUCACAAAAAAUUACCAGUGGAGUUUUGCAUAAAUUAGACUCUUUUGCCCAGGUGUUUGCUAGCCAAAACUUAAGGAUCCAAGUGAACAAUGUCUCUCAGCACAUUCAGUCGCAACCUCCAGUGAUGGAGAAUGCUGGUGAUAGUGCACUUCGACAGUUGCUGUCUCAGAAACCUGCUGUGGAACAACAACUUGUGUCGAGAUAUCAGCAGAUGCCACAGCAAGUCCAUCCCGGAUUUGGAAGUGCACAGCAAAAGCAGCAAAUGCAGUUAAUGCAACACCAGUCCUCUCUUUAUUACGACAACCAGCAACAUGUUGCCCACAUCCCAAUGCACUCCGCCAUGCACCAGGAACAGGCUCACUUGCAGCAAAUGCAUUCUCAACAUUUGCUACCACCGCAGCUACAGCAAGAGCAAUACUAUCUGCAACAGCAGCAACCCCAUCAAGGACAGCACAGGCUCUUGGUACAUGAGAUGCAGCCUCAGCAGCAGCAACAGAGGCAGUGCCCCAUGCAAACAGCUCAGUAUUAUCCAAUACAGCCUAUGAUGCAACAGUUACAACAGCAGCAGCAGCAGCAGAUACAAACACAACUUCCUCCCUAUCACAGGGAUACUAGCCAGAAGCCUCUGCACGAACCUCAGCAAUACUCCCAAGAUCGAGGUAAUUCCAUGCAGCUUAUACAGCUAGGAGCAGUCCCUCCGUAUUUCUAUCAAGAUCAGCAGCAGUCUUUCAAACAUUUGUAUCCACAAAGUGUUCUGCAGCAGCACCAGCCACCUGGUGAUGCCAGUCAGCCCGAUCAUUACCAGAGUGAUGGUAACGCUCAGGCAUUGAUGGAGGAGCACCUGGGACUCCCUAUGGCAGAGGGGACUGAAGAUCCACCACCACAGGGCCUGAAUUCUGUGGACAGCACAAUCUCCCAACAACCUCUUAGACCUUCAACAAGUGUUCAGAUGAAUAACAAAAGACCUCAGCAGUUGUCUCCCAGUGCAGUAUGGCCACAGCAGAUCCAGUUACUCGAUGGCAGACUUCCAUCAGUUUCUCCUGAACAGAGCAAUGCUUGUGAUAAAGAAACAUACGUUGAAAGAUCCGAACCAAAGAGCAAACUGACGUGCUCUGUAUGUUUCAAAGAGUUUAAAAGUUUACCAGCUCUAAAUGGUCACAUGAGGUCUCAUGGAGGGAUACGGGCAUCCCCUAUCUUCAGACAGGAGGAUGGGGAGAACCUGCCACAGCAGCACCAGGAGGAACAGCUGCCCUCCGAAGUGGAUAGCUUUGCGCCUAUCGUCAUGCCUGUGUCUGUCCCUGUAAAGGUUGUGUCGCCUGAGCCCAGCAAGCAGGCCAGAGAUGGCUGUGCCCUGGUCAAAGACAAGCCUGUCUCAGAUGAUGAGAUGCCUGUCCUUGUGAGGAUGAUCUGUUCUCCAGCACAUUCUCCUAACGCCAUCAGCCCGUGUACCUCUUCUUCUGCUGUGCUGAUGUACCCAAAGAGUGGAUCCCAGGUCAGCAGAAAGGAGCCCAAUAGAAAGCAUCACCAAAGUAUCACCAACUCUGAAGAAAAUAUCAAAUCUUUUCAAGACAAGAAAAAAUACCGCCACAGACCUGAACCACUCUUCAUACCACCUCCCUCCUUCAAUCUUACUGCAUCUCUCUCUGGGGCUACUCUGUACCAAAGCCAACUUCGCUCUCCCCGUGUUUUAGGAGACCAUCUAAUUGACAGGACUCAUAAUCCCCCACCUUAUACACCACCCCCCAUGCUUAGCCCCAUACGGCAAGGAUCUGGACUCUUCAGCAGCGUCAUCAUAUCUUCUCAUGGUACAUCUCAUCCCCAGCUGCCCCUUACUCCCCUGACACCCACCCCCCGGAUUCUCCUCUGUCAAUCUAAUAGUAUUGAUGGAAAUAGUGUUCUUAUGACCCCAAGACCUGGAGAACAGACUAUUCAUAUUGAACCGUGUAUCAACAUUGGCUCAAGAUUUCAGGCUGAUAUCCCUGAACUUAAAGAUAUAGCAAUGGUGGAGACGGAGGAUCACAAGGCAACGUUAGUUUGGAAACCAUGGCCAGAACUGGAGGACAAAACUUUUCAACAAAGAGUGACCAAUCUCUUAAAUAUGUGCUGCUCGAGCAUAUUAACUGGUGGAGGAACCAACAUAGAAUAUGGUUUGCAUUCUCUCUUUGAAGCUAAAGGAAAUAUUAUGGCUGCUCUGGAAAUGCUUCUUCUUUUGAAACCAAAAAGAGCAAAAUCACACCCUCUAGCCAAUUAUCAUUAUGCCGGUUCCGAUCAGUGGACACCCUUUGAAAGAAAAUUGUUCAGUAAAGCACUGGCAACAUAUGGCAAAGAUUUCAUUUUUGUGCAGAAAAUGGUGAAAUCUAAGACAGUCGCACAGUGUGUUGAAUACUAUUAUACUUGGAAGAAAAUCAUGCAUUUAGGACGACGGCACAGAACUCGGCAGGCAGAAGUAAAAACUGAAUGCCCAACAAGUGGUGAAGAUGAGGAAAUAGAAGGAGAAGAGCAAACUGAGGAAGAAAAAGCAUCUGUAAAAGAAGAGGAUACAGAAAUUCAGAAUUCCCCUGACCCACCGUCUAUUGCUGUUGCAUCACCCAUUAACUCUCCACCAAGCCUUGGGCUACCUGCGACCUCUUUUAUCUGUGAAAUGCCAGAUUGUGGGGCUGUUUUCACUUCCAGACAAGCCCUGAAUGGCCAUGCACGUAUUCACGGUGGUACAAAUCCUGUGGUCAAAAGCCGCUGUGGUGGCUCUGGCACUAAACAGAAGUCGAAUUCUCAGAAUGACUACUGCUCUGUCAAGAGUUCCCCAGCUCAUAGCACAACAAGUGGUGAGACAGAUCCACCUACAAUUUUCCCCUGUAAAGAAUGUGGCAAGAUAUUUUUCAAAAUCAAAAGUCGCAAUGCUCAUAUGAAGACCCACCGCCAGCAGGAAGAACAACAGAGGCAGAAAGCCCAGAAGGCUGCUGUUGCAGCUGAAAUGGCAGCCACAAUUGCAAGGACUGCUGGAUCACCAGGACACAGUUUGAUUCCUCUGGAUCAUUUAGACUUGAUAAAGCAAGUCGAACAGGGAGACGACCUUGGCAGCGAUGUUGUACAGGAACUGGGAGAAGUAAUUGACAGUGCUGAAGUGAUAAACCCCAGCCUCUUACUGGAUGAAGAAGAAUCAGAGUUGCUUCAGGAUGAUGUUGAGCUGUAGACAAAAUGAGCCACGUCUGUAACAUUACAGAUACCACAUGAAAUCGGUUUCCUCCAGUGAAAAGACUAUAUUUCUUACUUCCCUUUUAUUUUAAACGAUUUCUAUAGCUGGAUUCUUUUAAAUCCAGAACUGGCUGAACACAUUUAUCUUGUGAUGUUCCUGCUUUUCUUUUCUUUUCUUUUCUUUUCUUUUCUUUUUUUCCUUUCCUAUCCUUUCCUUUCUUUUCUUUUCUAAAAGUGGAGGAGAAUUGUUGUUUUCUAAAGGAAUCUUGGAAUCAAAUAUUCUGAAAAGACCAUAUAUCUUAAAACUUUCAAAAGAAACAUCAUAUUCUUUCAAUUCCUCAGGAGACUUUGUUUUGUUCACUUCUGUUAAUUCUGGCUUCAAAAAGGCCUGCAAUAGGACUGUGAGAUGGCAAAAACAAGUCAGUGAUACCUGCAUCUUCAAUCCAAGAUGGACAUGGAAUAAGCUGUUAGUAUCUGGCGAUUUUGGACUAGGGCAACCUAAUAUAGUCCUUCUGCUUGGCCCUAUAAUCAAGAUAAUCUAAUUCAAUUAUUUCCUCUCACACCAAAGGUUUGACACCCAAUGAAAAUUCUGAGGAGGUUUUGAUUGUCUUUCCUAAUAAGAUUUAAAUGGAUGUUCUGUUUGCUUGGGCAGAGGCAGAUUGAUAACAAUAUAUCCUGUUCUGCUUUACUUGGAUCUGGAAGGAAGAAACAACCAUGAAACCAGAAGGAAUAACUAGAUCAGAGGUGUCACACUCAAUCGUGCCAUGGGCUGCAUCGGGAUUUUGUUUUCCCUUUGGGGGCCGAGGUGGGCAUGGCCUGGUUGUUGCGGUGACUGGGUAGGUAUAGCUGGGCCCCGGGGCAACAGGGGCCGGUCCUGCACUGUCUCCAUGAUGGGCCGCAGACUAACUCUGCGGCCUAUUGUGGGCCAGAUGUGGGCGGUGCACCACGUGUUUGACACCUCUGAACUAGGUCAUUCCUCCAUGCAAAUCUAAUCUGAUCUAUUAUCACCAAAUCUAAUAUGUAUACAAUUGUUUCUUUUCAAGAGUUCCCAUAGUCAUAAUCCAUACUUCAAAGCUUCCAAUUUAGGAGAUUCAGAAGGAACAGUGAGGUCAGUGAACAAAGGAAUAUCAGGGAGAUUAUAGAGAGACUUUUGAUUUUACAGUGACAGAAUGGCUGAAGCAAACUCACCACUUUUUCAUAUAAGAUUCCUGGAUUGCAUGUAAAUUAAUGACUGAUGUAGUGAAGCAUAGCCAAUUUGUACAGGAAAUCAGUUACUAAACAGUUGUCUUUGAAAGUAUAGGUAUAAUAUGCUAUCUUUAGCUUCACAGCAGUGUUCUCCUGAAAAGGUGCAAAUCAAAAUUUUUCUCAAAAAGGUCCUCCUUCAAAUAAAUCUGGUUUUAUAGAUGUUUAUUAAAAUUUAUCCAAAUAGAAAAGAAUGGUUUGCAUUUUGUCUCUCAUCAUAAAUUUUAUGUGCCUACUGUGUCUCAGUGGCUGCAGAAUGCACAUAUGCAGUUCUACGCAAACCUUGGUGCAGUUCCAUUCACUUUUGUAAACUGAAUCAUCAUGAUGAUAUGAUGAAUCAUAUCAUCAUGAAAGUGUGUGCAGAAACUAGAUGGAACCAUGUAGAUUUUGGUCAUUGCCAAAGAGUUUAAAACUGCCAAGUGUACAAAUCGUUGAUGAGGUUAGUGUAAAUGUAUUGAACAUUGCACUUUUUAUGCCUGCCAAAAUUGUCUUUUAUAGACUCACAGGUUUGAAACUAAAAAUAUGUCCAAUAACAUUACACAAGUUUGAGAGACCUACAUUGUGUUUAUUUGUUAAGCUUCUCAUUUUAAUUAUACAACCAAAAUACAGAGCCAUAAUUAAUGUUUUAACAGUUUUCACUUUGAUAACUAUUUUG